UAGGGCGAACACACAGCCUUGAGAAGAAAACCGGAGACUAAAAACAGAAUUCUAAGACCGAAAUCCCAAAUUCGAAUUCCGAAUUCCGGCUAACUGAAACCGUUUUUCAAAAAUACCAAACACCAAAAAACCAUAACAAAUGUGCAAAACUUUUCAACAAAUGGGAAAGACCUAAAAAAACAUAACAAAUUCCAAAUACAUUUUUUCCAAGUUUUUGUUUCUGUGCUCUGUGACCAUAAAAACUCAUGCAAAAAUAAAUAGAAUAUUUCCUGAAUGCCGGGAAUUUAUCAGGAUGAAUGCAACUUUUUGAGGGCUGACCAACUGACGCACACCAUUAGCACCGCAUAGAUCCUGGACAUGCCGGACCUUUCCAAUUAGGGAAAUCUGAGCUGGGAAAUCCCCUCGAAAGAACACUUGCAAUGGACAACAGCACGGACGUACUGUACCAGUACCGCCUCGCACCCUCCGCCAGUCCGGAAGUGGAAAUGGGGCUUGGGGAUACCCGACAUUUCCCGGGUGGCAACCAGUCGCACCUGGGCAUCCCCUCUCCCAUUCCCGACCACGGAAAUGAGAGUCUGGACUACGCCAACUACCAACAAAUGGUCGGCGCUCAGUGCCGCACAGUGGACAACAACAUCAGCUACUGGAACCUGACCUGCGACUCUCCCCUCGAUUACGCAAUGCCCCUCUACGGAUACUGCAUGCCCUUCCUGCUGAUCAUCACCAUCAUCUCCAACUCCCUGAUCGUCCUCGUUCUGAGCAAGAAGAGCAUGGCCACGCCCACCAACUUCGUGCUGAUGGGAAUGGCUAUUUGCGAUAUGCUGACUGUUAUAUUUCCGGCACCGGGCCUCUGGUAUAUGUACACAUUCGGCAAUCAUUAUAAGCCCCUGCAUCCGGUCUCCAUGUGUCUGGCCUUCAGCAUUUUCAAUGAGAUUAUGCCAGCCAUGUGCCACACCAUCUCCGUUUGGCUAACUCUCGCCCUCGCCGUGCAAAGGUACAUCUACGUGUGCCACGCCCCCAUGGCCAGGACCUGGUGCACGAUGCCGCGGGUGAGGCGGUGCACGGCGUACAUCGCCCUGCUGGCCUUCCUGCACCAGCUGCCCCGCUUCUUCGACAGGACCUACAUGCCGCUGGAGAUCGAGUGGAAUGGCGAUGCGACGGAGGUAUGCCAUUUGGAGACGGCAGUCUGGGUGCACGAGUACAUUGGGGUGGACCUGUACUACACCAGCUACUACCUGUUCCGCGUGCUGUUCGUCCACCUGCUGCCGUGCAUCAUCCUGGUGACCCUGAACAUCCUGCUCUUCGCGGCCAUGCGGCAGGCGCAGGAGCGGAGGAAGCUGCUCUUCCGCGAAAACCGGAAGAAGGAGUGCAAGAAGCUGCGGGAGACCAACUGCACCACCUUAAUGUUGAUUGUGGUGGUCUCCGUGUUUCUCCUCGCCGAAAUACCCAUUGCCGUGGUGACCGUGAUGCACAUCGUGAGCUCCCUGAUCAUCGAGUUCCUCGACUACGGCCUGGCCAACAUCUGCAUCAUGCUGACCAACUUCUUCCUGGUGGUCAGCUACCCGAUUAACUUCGGCAUCUACUGCGGCAUGUCGCGCCAAUUCCGGGAGACCUUCAAGGAGAUAUUUCUCGGCCGGCUGAUGGCCAAGAAGGACACCUCCACCAAGUACUCCAUUGUCAAUGGCGCUCGCACCUGCACCAACACCAACGAGACGGUCCUCUAGUAAUUGGUGAUGUUGGUGCCGCGGCGGGGCAGCAGCGACCAUCGUCGCACCACCACCGCCACCAGUACAACCACAGCCACCACCAGAUGUGGUGCGGUGGUCAUCGGCGGUGGCGAGCCAACUGCGCAGCAUCAGCAUCAGACUCACAUCCAGAUUCAAAUUCAGGGCCAAGGCCAGCAGCGAAGAAUCAGCACCAUGGACAUCAUCGCAGAGGAGCGGAAUGUCUAGACUUGUAAGUUGGCCGCGCAAAUCUUCGAAACUUUCAAACAUCGAUAGCUUGGGCCUAAUGGAAAUUUGUGCUUUAAAAAUAUUUAUGUAUAUAUUUUUUUCUGAGAAUCCCAAGUUAUUUAAAACUUUUAGGUUUAUCAUAUUAUUUUUUUCCCAAUUUACUGUAGACAAAUUUUAAUUGUUUUCCUUUUAAAUAAAA
Messenger RNA from Drosophila gunungcola (fruit fly), 2151 nucleotides. RefSeq names its product sex peptide receptor (gene SPR). The transcript is spliced from 5 exons. Bases 420 to 1724 code for a protein of 434 amino acids. The record is from RefSeq and is a predicted model, not a curated record. Gene Ontology annotation, cellular component: membrane. Gene Ontology annotation, molecular function: G protein-coupled peptide receptor activity. NCBI's taxonomy places the organism in Eukaryota, Metazoa, Arthropoda, Insecta, Diptera, Drosophilidae. Gene Ontology annotation, biological process: G protein-coupled receptor signaling pathway.